Messenger RNA from Hippocampus comes (tiger tail seahorse), 9587 nucleotides. Its product is annotated as neuroblast differentiation-associated protein AHNAK. Gene Ontology annotation, cellular component: cytoplasm; nucleus. The record is from RefSeq and is a predicted model, not a curated record. The transcript has 7 exons. Gene Ontology annotation, biological process: regulation of RNA splicing. NCBI's taxonomy places the organism in Eukaryota, Metazoa, Chordata, Actinopteri, Syngnathiformes, Syngnathidae. The coding region runs from base 307 to 9141 and encodes 2944 amino acids.
GUACGUGCGUCCCCCUUGUCACCUCGCUCACCUGAAGGGGCGUGUCUUAUUCACGCGCGUGUUUGAGGGGCGUGGCCCGUUCGACGCGGGUGUAACCCGUUUGUCAGCUUUCAGGCGCUCAUGUGGUCCACCUGUUCCACGCCGCCGCCGCCCGCCCGCAUUCCUGCUCGGACGCGCGCGCGCGCGCACGCACACACACACGGAAAGACGGACGGACGGACCGACGGACGGAUUCCAGCGCACGCACGCCGAUGGUGGUGCGUCAGGUUCAUUCGUCACAGUGAGACACGACACCCGUGACGACCAAUGGCCGCUAUGUCCAGUAGGCGCAGACUCACCGACGCCCUGACGUUGGAGCGAUCCGAGCGGGGAGCCUUGGUCAUUGCCAACAUCGACGACGACGUGGAUGGAGCUAAUCAAAAGCUGAGGGAAGGGGACGAAGUGGUUGGCGCCACCAUCAAGUUCGACCAACUGAGCAAAGAGGAGGUGAUGGGGGUCCUGAAGCUGAUGGAGCCGUACGAUGACAGAAUCCAAGUGCUCACCAGGAACAACAUGAGCAAGAGCACGGGGAACCUGGAUCAGUUGGCCGUCAGUCCUGAAAUGAUGCUGCGCGAUUCUUACAGCAAGCUCUACAACGCCAAAAUCAAGCGCUUCAUGCGGAAGGACUCGCCCGAUGGCGAGAACCCGAGGGACUUUGUGCAGACGCUGCCUCACGCCGCCAGACGCAAGACCAAGCGAGACUCGGACUUGCCUCGCCUGGGGGUGGACUUUGGACGCCUGAGCCCCACCGCGCUCGUCCGGCGUUUCAGCGCCGGCUCGGAGACCGGUCGCGCCGCCUACGCGUCGGGAGCAUUUGCACAGGGGGCCAACCUGAACCUCCCGCCUCUGGGCGUGGGCCAGGUGAAAGCCGGCAGACGGGUUCAGGUGCCGCAGCAGCUGAACAAUGGCGGUCGGGCGCAAGCUGGACUCGUGUCUGGAAUUUAUGACAAUGGAGAUGAUGUGGACGCCGCGAUGGCCCUCAGAGGCACUGACGGGAGGUUCCGAACGUACCGCCUCUCUCACGGCGAUGCGGAAUUUGAUGUGGACGGUUAUGACAUGUCACCGACUAUGCAUCUGGCCGGACCAUCGUCUCGAUUAAAUGCGCCCCGGUUUGAUCUGGAUGGUCGGAGUGCCCGAUCGGGUCUUCGGGGGUCCACGUUAGAUGUGGACGGCCCCUCGGGUGACUUUGACGUCAAAGCUUCUGGGAUCAGAGGGGAUUUCACCGCGCCAAAUCUUCACCUGCAGGGGGUCACUGCGCCAAUCCCAGCGGUUCGCUCCAAAGUGCCCCCCGGAAAGUACAAAGCGCCCAAGUUCUCCAUGCCAAAGUUUGGCUUACCAACUGUUGAGGUUCCAGACUUUGAUGGGGAUCUGCCUGGCAUGGACAUUUCGAGUCCGGAUGUCAGUCUUUCAAAGCCAAACAUCAGAGGUCUGAAUACCACCGACUGGAGUCUGAAAAGUCCAAAGAUAGAAGGCGCCUUUGAUGGUCCUGACUUGGACCUCAAAGGUGCUGGCUUAGAGAUGGAUGCUCCAAAAAUGCCCAAAUUUAGCCGCCCUAACCUCAAAGGACCUGAGCUCGACGGACACUUGGAUGGUCUGGACAUGGACAUCGAUGCACCCAAAUUCAAACUCGGCGGUCCCAGCGCUGAUUUCGGGAUACCUGAUUAUGAUCUUGAUGGCCCUAACCUAGACCUCAGAUCUCCCGACUUGGACAUCAGUGGUGCAGAUCUCCGAGGUGGAGUCGGUGCACCUGAUCUGGAAAUGCCCAGACUCGGUCUCAAGGGCCCCAAACUUGACCUCAAAAGCCCAAAUUUGGACAUGCCAUCAGGUAAACUGAACAUGCCCGAUCUGAAUGGCCCCGACGUGAACCUGAAAGCUCCCAAGUUCAAAGGUGGUCUUGAUGGCCCCGACUGGGACGCAGACCUUAAAGCUCCCAAGUUAGAUUUGAACCUACCAAAUGCCAAAGUAAACUUGCCCAAAACCAAGAUUCCCAAAUUUGGCCGUCCAAGCCUGCAAGGUCCCGCCGUUGAUGCGGACUUGGAUGGUCUGGACAUGGACAUCAAGGCACCCAAAUUAAAACUCAAAGGUCCCAAAGCUGACUUGGGGAUGCCCAUGUAUCAUGUCGUUGGCCCAAACCCAGACCUCAAGUCUCCUGAGCUGGACCUCCACGGUGGGUUAAAUGCACCAGAUCUUAAGAUGCCUAAGCUCGGUCUCAAGUCCCCCACACUGGACUUCAAAGGCCCAAAUUUGGAUCUGCCAGAUAUUCAUGCCCCAGACAUGAAUGUGAAAGCUCCCAAGUUAAAAGGUGGAAUCCAUGGCCCUGACGUGGACUUGCCCAAAGCGGACCUGACAACGCCCAAGUUAGAUAUGAAAACUCCGGACAUUAACAUUGGCUCACCAAAGACCAAAUUUAAGUUUCCAAAACUGAAGAUGCCAAAAUUCAAGCGUCCAAGCCUUAAAGGUCCUGACCUCGAUGCCGACGUUGAUGGUCUGGACAUGGACGCCAAUGCACCCACGUUAAAACUCAAAGGUCCCAAAGCUGACUUGGGGAUGCCAAAAGUUGAUAUUGAUGGAAAGUUCAAAAAGCCAAACUUGAACAUGCCAGAUUUUGAUCUGGAUGGUCCCGACCUAGACCUUAAGACUCCUAACCUGGACCUCAGCGGUCCGAAACUCCACGGUGGAAUAAAUGCACCGGAUCUGAAAAUGCCUACGCUUGAUCUUAAGACCCCCACACUGGACGUCAAAAGCCCAAACUUGGAUUUGCCUGAUCUUCAUGGUCCAGACCUCAACCUGAAAGCUCCAAAGAUAAAAGGUGGCCUGAAUGGCCCAGGCUGGGACUUGCCUAAUGCAGAUAUUAAAGGUGGCAAGUUAGAUCUGAAAACUCCUGACAUCAAUAUGGGUUCACCAAAGGCAAAAUUGAAGAAGCCCAAAUUAAAGAUGCCAAAAUUCAAGCGGCCCAGCCUAAAAGGUCCUGACCUCGAUGCUGACGUCGAUGGUCUGGACAUGGACAUCAACGCACCCGCGUUAAAACUCAAAGGUCCCAACGCUGACUUAGGGAUGCCAAAAGUUGACAUUGAUGGAAAGUUCAAAAAGCCAAACUUGAACAUGCCAGAUUUGGACCUCGAUGGUCCCGACCUAGGCCUUAAGUCUCCUAACCUGGACCUCAGCGGUCCGAAACUCCACGGUGGAAUAAAUGCACCGGAUCUGAAAAUGCCUACGCUUGAUCUUAAGACCCCCACACUGGACGUCAAAAGCCCAAACUUGGAUUUGCCUGAUCUUCAUGGUCCAGACCUCAACCUGAAAGCUCCAAAGAUAAAAGGUGGCCUGAAUGGCCCCGACUGGGACUUGCCUAAUGCAGAUCUUAAAGGUGGAAAAUUAGAUCUGAAAACCCCUGACAUCAAUAUGGGUUCACCAAAGGCAAAAUUGAAGAAGCCCAAAUUAAAGAUGCCUAAAUUCCAUCGUCCGAGCCUAAAAGGUCCUGACCUCGAUGCAGACAUCGAUGGUCUGGACAUGAACGCCAACGCGCCCACGUUAAAACUCAAAGGUCCCAACGCUGACUUAGGGAUGCCAAAAGUUGACAUUGAUGGAAAGUUCAAAAAGCCAAACUUGAACAUGCCAGAUUUGGACCUCGAUGGUCCAAAGAUAGAUGGUCCCAACCUGGAUCUUAACUCCCCCAACCUGGACCUCAGCGGUCCUAAUCUCCGCGGUGGGAUAAACGCCCCCGAUCUGAAAAUGCCAAAAUUUGAUUUCAAAAGUCCCAGACUAGACCUCAAAGGGCCACAUUUGGACUUGCCAGAUCUGGAUGGUCCAGAUUUUAAUCUGAAAGCUCCAAAGAUAAAAGGUGGCUUUGACGGCCCAGAUUUGGAUUUACCCAACGCGGACCUUAAAGCUCCAAAGUUAGAUGUAAAAACUCCAGACAUCAACAUUGGAUCCCCGAAAACUAAAUUUAAGUUUCGCAAGCUGAGGAUACCCAAAUUGAGGCGUCCGAGCCUUAAAGGUCCAGACCUGGAUGUCGAUCUUGAUGCUCCGGAUCUGGACAUCAACGCUCCCACGGUCAACCUCAAAGGUUCUAAACCGAAUUUGGAUCUAGACAUUGGUGGGAAACUCAAGAAGCCAAACUUGAAUAUGCCAAAGCUGGACGUGAAGAGCCCCAAACUCGACCUCAAGGCGCCAAAGAUGGACCUCAGUGCUCCAGACUUGGACGUCAAGACUCCAGACUUAAACCUGAAAGCACCAAAACUCAAAGGCGGACUCGACGUCAACAGUCCCGAUAUCAACAUGGGCUCACCCAAAGCAAAAAUGAAAAUGCCCAGAGUCAAACUUCCCAAAGUCAAUCUGCCAACCCUGAACGGACCAGACAUCGAUGGUCCAGAUUUUGAUAUCGGUGCGCCAGACGUGGAUUUCGGAAGACCGUCGGGCAAAUACAGGAAGCCGCAUUUGAAGGUGCCGGAUGUGGAGUUGUCCGGACCCAACGUCAAAUCCCCCAAAUAUCACGGCAAGCUCAAAGGACCCAACGCCGAAGUAAAUGUCAGAGCGCCAAAAGUCAAAGGAUCUUGGGACACCCCGAAAGCAGGCGUGCCAAACAUGGACCUCAAAGCCCCGACGAUGGACUGGAACACCUCAGACAUAAAAUACAGGAAGCCUCAGAUGAAGGUGUCCGCAGGGUAUGACACGGACCUGAAUGGCGGGGCGCAGGGUCCAGACCUCCGUUUUCCCGACGUGAGAGGUCCAAACUUGAAGCCAACCAUGCCGUAUUUAGACACGGAUGCCAUCGACCUCGACGGACCAGAUGUGAGUGUGUCAGGACCCAACGCCAAGCUCAGAACUCCCGAUCUGGAGGUGGACGGCUCGACGCUCAAAUUCAGGAAGUCAUUGCACGGCGGCUCCGGCGUGCCGCUGCCCGGGCUCGACUUGGACCAGGACUUGACUCAUUCUCGCUUUGAGGGAAGGUCCGUGGCCUCGCUGGACGCCGACUUGGGCCGCUACGUGGAUUUCACACGUUCGGACCUCAACAUUGACGACUUCACCGGGAAGUACCACAUCCCCAGAAGCAGAGGGUCCGACCUGGACCUCCAGCUGCCCUCGACCUCCAGGGAUGUGACUGGUCAGCUGAGGGGCCCCCGACUCAGCGGCACCCCGCUGAACGCGGACGCCAUCUUGUAUCUGAGCCAUGCCGAGAAGGCCGCUCACACUUUAAACGACGGCCGCUGGUCAUAUUCCCAGAAAAGAGCUCCCGAUACGUCGGACGGAUACUUGGUGACCGUUUUCCCCAGGCAGGGAGAAAGCGAGAAUGAGCCAAAGCAAAAACACGGCACGCUGGGGGGCCUUAACUUUGUCUCCGGCGAUGUCAACCUGGAAGUUCCCGAUCAAGACGAGCUCAAAGGCUCCACGUUCCUGUUCUCCAACCUCUUUCAAGAUCUCCGAGGUGGAGUCGGUGCACCUGAUCUGGAAAUGCCCAGACUCGGUCUCAAGGGCCCCAAACUUGACCUCAAAAGCCCAUAUUUGGACAUGCCAUCAGGUAAACUGAACACGCCCGAUCUGAAUGGCCCCGACCUGAACCUGAAAGCUCCCAAGUUCAAAGGUGGUCUUGAUGGCCCCGACUGGGACGCAGACCUUAAAGCUCCCAAGUUAGAUUUGAACCUACCAAAUGCCAAAGUAAACUUGCCCAAAACCAAGAUUCCCAAAUUUGGCCGUCCAAGCCUGCAAGGUCCCGCCGUUGAUGCGGACUUGGAUGGUCUGGACAUGGACAUCAAGGCACCCAAAUUAAAACUCAAAGGUCCCAAAGCUGACUUGGGGAUGCCCAUGUAUCAUGUCGUUGGCCCAAACCCAGACCUCAAGUCUCCUGAGCUGGACCUCCACGGUGGGUUAAAUGCACCAGAUCUUAAGAUGCCUAAGCUCGGUCUCAAGUCCCCCACACUGGACUUCAAAGGCCCAAAUUUGGAUCUGCCAGAUAUUCAUGCCCCAGACAUGAAUGUGAAAGCUCCCAAGUUAAAAGGUGGAAUCCAUGGCCCUGACGUGGACUUGCCCAAAGCGGACCUGACAACGCCCAAGUUAGAUAUGAAAACUCCGGACAUUAACAUUGGCUCACCAAAGACCAAAUUUAAGUUUCCAAAACUGAAGAUGCCAAAAUUCAAGCGUCCAAGCCUUAAAGGUCCUGACCUCGAUGCCGACGUUGAUGGUCUGGACAUGGACGCCAAUGCACCCACGUUAAAACUCAAAGGUCCCAAAGCUGACUUGGGGAUGCCAAAAGUUGAUAUUGAUGGAAAGUUCAAAAAGCCAAACUUGAACAUGCCAGAUUUUGAUCUGGAUGGUCCCGACCUAGACCUUAAGACUCCUAACCUGGACCUCAGCGGUCCGAAACUCCACGGUGGAAUAAAUGCACCGGAUCUGAAAAUGCCUACGCUUGAUCUUAAGACCCCCACACUGGACGUCAAAAGCCCAAACUUGGAUUUGCCUGAUCUUCAGGGUCCAGACCUCAACCUGAAAGCUCCAAAGAUAAAAGGUGGCCUGAAUGGCCCAGGCUGGGACUUGCCUAAUGCAGAUAUUAAAGGUGGCAAGUUAGAUCUGAAAACUCCUGACAUCAAUAUGGGUUCACCAAAGGCAAAAUUGAAGAAGCCCAAAUUAAAGAUGCCAAAAUUCAAGCGGCCCAGCCUAAAAGGUCCUGACCUCGAUGCUGACGUCGAUGGUCUGGACAUGGACAUCAACGCACCCGCGUUAAAACUCAAAGGUCCCAACGCUGACUUAGGGAUGCCAAAAGUUGACAUUGAUGGAAAGUUCAAAAAGCCAAACUUGAACAUGCCAGAUUUGGACCUCGAUGGUCCCGACCUAGGCCUUAAGUCUCCUAACCUGGACCUCAGCGGUCCGAAACUCCACGGUGGAAUAAAUGCACCGGAUCUGAAAAUGCCUACGCUUGAUCUUAAGACACCCACACUGGACGUCAAAAGCCCAAACUUGGAUUUGCCUGAUCUUCAUGGUCCAGACCUCAACCUGAAAGCUCCAAAGAUAAAAGGUGGCCUGAAUGGCCCCGACUGGGACUUGCCUAAUGCAGAUCUUAAAGGUGGAAAAUUAGAUCUGAAAACCCCUGACAUCAAUAUGGGUUCACCAAAGGCAAAAUUGAAGAAGCCCAAAUUAAAGAUGCCUAAAUUCCAUCGUCCGAGCCUAAAAGGUCCUGACCUCGAUGCAGACAUCGAUGGUCUGGACAUGAACGCCAACGCGCCCACGUUAAAACUCAAAGGUCCCAACGCUGACUUAGGGAUGCCAAAUGUUGACAUUGAUGGAAAGUUCAAAAAGCCAAACUUGAACAUGCCAGAUUUGGACCUCGAUGGUCCAAAGAUAGAUGGUCCCAACCUGGAUCUUAACUCCCCCAACCUGGACCUCAGCGGUCCUAAUCUCCGCGGUGGGAUAAACGCCCCCGAUCUGAAAAUGCCAAAAUUUGAUUUCAAAAGUCCCAGACUAGACCUCAAAGGGCCACAUUUGGACUUGCCAGAUCUGGAUGGUCCAGAUUUUAAUCUGAAAGCUCCAAAGAUAAAAGGUGGCUUUGACGGCCCAGAUUUGGAUUUACCCAACGCGGACCUUAAAGCUCCAAAGUUAGAUGUAAAAACUCCAGACAUCAACAUUGGAUCCCCGAAAACUAAAUUUAAGUUUCGCAAGCUGAGGAUACCCAAAUUGAGGCGUCCGAGCCUUAAAGGUCCAGACCUGGAUGUCGAUCUUGAUGCUCCGGAUCUGGACAUCAACGCUCCCACGGUCAACCUCAAAGGUUCUAAACCGAAUUUGGAUCUAGACAUUGGUGGGAAACUCAAGAAGCCAAACUUGAAUAUGCCAAAGCUGGACGUGAAGAGCCCCAAACUCGACCUCAAGGCGCCAAAGAUGGACCUCAGUGCUCCAGACUUGGACGUCAAGACUCCAGACUUAAACCUGAAAGCACCAAAACUCAAAGGCGGACUCGACGUCAACAGUCCCGAUAUCAACAUGGGCUCACCCAAAGCAAAAAUGAAAAUGCCCAGAGUCAAACUUCCCAAAGUCAAUCUGCCAACCCUGAACGGACCAGACAUCGAUGGUCCAGAUUUUGAUAUCGGUGCGCCAGACGUGGAUUUCGGAAGACCGUCGGGCAAAUACAGGAAGCCGCAUUUGAAGGUGCCGGAUGUGGAGUUGUCCGGACCCAACGUCAAAUCCCCCAAAUAUCACGGCAAGCUCAAAGGACCCAACGCCGAAGUAAAUGUCAGAGCGCCAAAAGUCAAAGGAUCUUGGGACACCCCGAAAGCAGGCGUGCCAAACAUGGACCUCAAAGCCCCGACGAUGGACUGGAACACCUCAGACAUAAAAUACAGGAAGCCUCAGAUGAAGGUGUCCGCAGGGUAUGACACGGACCUGAAUGGCGGGGCGCAGGGUCCAGACCUCCGUUUUCCCGACGUGAGAGGUCCAAACUUGAAGCCAACCAUGCCGUAUUUAGACACGGAUGCCAUCGACCUCGACGGACCAGAUGUGAGUGUGUCAGGACCCAACGCCAAGCUCAGAACUCCCGAUCUGGAGGUGGACGGCUCGACGCUCAAAUUCAGGAAGUCAUUGCACGGCGGCUCCGGCGUGCCGCUGCCCGGGCUCGACUUGGACCAGGACUUGACUCAUUCUCGCUUUGAGGGAAGGUCCGUGGCCUCGCUGGACGCCGACUUGGGCCGCUACGUGGAUUUCACACGUUCGGACCUCAACAUUGACGACUUCACCGGGAAGUACCACAUCCCCAGAAGCAGAGGGUCCGACCUGGACCUCCAGCUGCCCUCGACCUCCAGGGAUGUGACUGGUCAGCUGAGGGGCCCCCGACUCAGCGGCACCCCGCUGAACGCGGACGCCAUCUUGUAUCUGAGCCAUGCCGAGAAGGCCGCUCACACUUUAAACGACGGCCGCUGGUCAUAUUCCCAGAAAAGAGCUCCCGAUACGUCGGACGGAUACUUGGUGACCGUUUUCCCCAGGCAGGGAGAAAGCGAGAAUGAGCCAAAGCAAAAACACGGCACGCUGGGGGGCCUUAACUUUGUCUCCGGCGAUGUCAACCUGGAAGUUCCCGAUCAAGACGAGCUCAAAGGCUCCACGUUCCUGUUCUCCAACCUCGUUUAAUCUUAACUGUUCAUGCGCAACGAGGAACAAAACCAAACAAAACAAAAAAACUCAACCAAAUGUUACACUGCAGGCUACUUGUGCAUUCUAGUUGGGUUUUGGCACUGUGCAAUACGACUUGUUUGCUGUAUAAAGAAAGAUUUUUUUUUUUUCUGUUUUCCUCAUAUUCUGCUGACAUCUUCCCCCCUCCCCCCCCUCUGAAUUUACUUCUGCACCCUGCUUGUACUUACACAUACAGUAUAUGUCAUGUACCUAAACACUGACUCAGUUGAAGUAUUUAAAUGGCACUGAAUGGAAAAGAAAAACAAUGUUUCUCUUUUUCUAUGAUCAGUGGUGUGUGUGUGUGUGUUGGUGUGUGUGUGUGUAUAAAACACGUAUAUUUAUCAAUGUUGUAGUUGUAAAUGUGAUGUGGCUCAUUAAAAUGACAUGGAAAUAUGCAGUUUCAA